AUGCAUUUCUCCACAUACGCCUCUCUCAGCAUACUGCUGAUCUCCCCACUCAUAUCCGCGACUCCAGCUUCACAAUCCAUCAGCCAACUCUCCCAAGUCUACGACACAACAGACCGCCUCCCACUCCCAAACCAAGGAAAGAUAGUCGCCCACGAUCCCAACAUAGUCUUCUGGGAAGACUACUACUACCUCUUCAAAGGUGGCGUGCAUAUACCCAUCAACCGCGCCAAGAAUCUAAGCGGACCAUGGGAAUCCGUCGGUACAGUCCUAGACGGACCUUCAAUAAUCGAUACACAAAACCGCACACGUCCUUGGGCCCCAACAACCAUUUACUCAAACGGCACGUUCUACUGCUACUACACUCUCAGUGAGCGCGGAUCCCGUACUAGUGCCAUCGGCGUGGCUACAACCACUUCACUGGGCAGUUCGAGUACGUGGAUUGAUCACGGUGCAUUGAUCCAUACGGGACAGGGAAAUGGAUCAGAGAUCUGGCCAUUUAAUAUAACAAAUGCGAUUGAUGCAUCCUUCAUUACGGAUAAUGUCACAGGCCAAAGUUAUUUAAAUUGGGGUAGCUUUUGGCAUGAUAUUUGGCAAGUUCCUCUUUCGGAUGAUCUGUUAUCGAUUAAAAAUCCUGAGUCUCCUGAUGCGGUUCAGUUGACGUUUAUCCCGCAUCAGAAAAAGAAACCCGAGGAAGGUUCUUGGAUGAGUUUUCAUGAUGGUUAUUAUUAUGCUUGGUUUAGUCAUGGGAAAUGUUGUCAGUUUAAGACUUUCCCGGCUAGAGGAGAGGAGUAUGAGAUUCGGGUUGGAAGAUCGGAGAAUGUGAGAGGUCCGUUUGUUGAUAAGGAUGGAACGAAAUUGUUGGAUGGUGGUGGUACGACUGUUUAUGCUUCGAAUCAUGGGGUUGUUUAUGCUCCUGGUGGAUUGGGUGUUUUAUCUGCGAGUAGGAAUGAGUCGGAUAUUCUUUAUUAUCAUUAUCUCAAUACGAGUAUUGGGUUUGCUGAUAUUGAUGCUCAUAUGGGCUGGAACUAUCUCGAUUACGAGGAUGGGUGGCCUGUCGUUGUUGAUGCGACUGGUGCCACAAAUGCUGGAUCAAUUCUGUCUAUUCAAGUUCCGAGCUGGCUAGCAUUUAUUACAGCGAUAUGUAUGUUCCACCUGUGA
Penicillium malachiteum is the source of this 1158-nucleotide messenger RNA. RefSeq lists its product as uncharacterized. The record is from RefSeq and is a predicted model, not a curated record. Lineage: Eukaryota; Fungi; Ascomycota; Eurotiomycetes; Eurotiales; Aspergillaceae. Gene Ontology annotation, biological process: carbohydrate metabolic process. The transcript is spliced from 2 exons. Bases 1 to 1158 code for a protein of 385 amino acids. Gene Ontology annotation, molecular function: arabinan endo-1,5-alpha-L-arabinosidase activity.